AUGGAAUGGACAACGCCGCUUUCUAGACCCCCGUUGCAGACGGUUGCGAUGCUGCAGAAGCAUUCCGACCUUUCGUUCCUAUAUCGUCGGAGCCCAGCUCCACGGCCACUCUCCGAAGCCACCGAGAUAUUCGACACGGACAACGAAGAAGACUCUGACUCUGCGCCGCACCCAUGGGGAGACGGAGACAGUGAAAGUCAAUCUACCCUGUCAAGUCCUGACGACCUACCUACGCCUCCCAAUACCGGUGGACUCGGCGGCUUCGAAUUCCAUUUCGAUGACAAGUCAGUAGUAGGGCCCCAAGGCCCACACCUCUUCAGAGGCACACCUGAGAUAGUCAGCAACCUGGAAGACGAUGUCUUCAUGGCCUUGUCACCAGUCGGGCAACCGAAACCCGCUCCGAAACCCAUCGGGGCACUCAACACCGCCGUUGCGGAACUUGACGAGUCUCAGGUCCGCGACUGGACGCCCAAGCAGGUGGCUGAGUGGAUGGCUGAAGCUGGCUUCGAGACCAGUGUGGUUGAGAAGUUCCUCAUUCACGACAUCUCCGGCAGCCUCCUGAUUGACCUCCAAUUUGAGGAUCUCAAGGAGCUCGACAUCAGCUCGUUCGGCAAACGACAUCGCGUGAUGAGCUCCAUACAGCAACUUCGCAACAGCAGCAUGAUCUCACUGGAGACUCCUCUCUCAAGGACACCCUCCAAGACGAACCAAAGUCCACGGGCUCUGCAACGAUCUGCACUUCCAGAGGAACGUCAAGUCGUCGUCACCGAUCGUUCACGGUCACGGAGGCGGGGGAGACAGCCCGACAUUGUCACCCCAGCCGAGUCGAUAUCGAUCGUCGGGAUCGAGCAAGUGCUACCAAAGGAGCACAAGUGCUCCAAAGGUGAAGACUGCCCCAAAUGGCAGAAACAGCAACGCAAGAUUCUCCGCCUACAGCGGGCCUUUGAAGAGGACACCCUCCACCGGCCCAUAUCCGAGGCCCGGUCCGAAGCCUUGCCGUCUGUGGUGGGCUCCUCAGACGUGCUGGGCCCAUCUUCCGUCAAGAUCACGGCCGAGACUUUGAGUUCGGUGCAGCCUCGCGACCCACAGGAGAGCGUCCGACAGUUUCUCAACUUCCAGCAUUUACACUCGCCGUCAACCUCAACGAACCCAUCGCCGCCGCCUGCUGCUUCGGCGUCCUUUGCUAACAAGUCAGCUCACUUAGACGAGCAUCUUCGUGGUCUGCCAAAACUCACCAUCCCUACCACCCACAAAGAAGCCGAGAGGAGUCCGUCGCGGACGCCCAUCUCGGCCCUCCACCAGCCCACACAAAUUCAAGCCCAGCUCAAAGCCCAGUUACAAAGGGACCCCUACCACUAUGGCGGCGUCGCGUCGCCGGCGGACAUCUACCGCAUCGACACUCCCAUGUCAGCGACCGACAUCCCCAUCACGGCCAUGGCCAUCGACCCGUGUCAACGAGACGUGUCGCAAUCCGUCCCUCCGGAGAUGCGAUACGGAGCCACCGCCACUGCCCUCGUCAGCCCCGAGCCAAUCCAGCGAUGCGUAUCAACCCAGCCGGCACCACCAGCACAUGCACCUUCUCCUCAUCCUCACCCACGUCGGCACAUCCGCCAAAUGUCCUUUACGCCGUCGAUACCACCCGUCAAGGAGAACGAGGUAGCUGCUGCUGCUGCUGCUGCUGCCGCCGCCGACGCCGGCGCCGCGGAACCAUUCAAGACCAAGAGUCGGCAAUCGGCACGCAUCACCGAGCUCGAUCUGGCCAACCACCACGGCUGGAUGCGCAAGCGCAAGACGACCCGCAUGCUCCGGCACGAGUGGCAGGACCACUACUGCACGCUGAUCGGGCACGAGCUCACCAUGCACGAUUCGCACUACGCCACGGCCAAGGCUCUCGAGCGCAUCGACGUGGACGAGUACACCCUGCACGCUUACUCGCAGGCCUCGAGCUCGAAACUCAGCGCCGCCUUCAAGAAGAGCCUGCUGGGCCAGGGCAAAUUACCUGCCGGCGAGCACUUGUUUGCCUUUUCCCUCAUCCCGGACAACAAUGACAAGGCCACGGUGCGGAAACUGUUCGAUAGGACUGCCGGGAGUGGGAGUUCCAGUGGUAGUGGUGGUUCUUCCAAAUCUCACCAUUUCGCCGUCGACAGUUCCAAGGAACGGAUCGAGUGGAUGAGGAAGUUGAUGUUGGCGAAAGCCAUGAGGAAGAAUGCCGCCUGUGAGAUUUGA
Messenger RNA from Exophiala spinifera, 2226 nucleotides. RefSeq lists its product as uncharacterized. Bases 1 to 2226 code for a protein of 741 amino acids. Gene Ontology annotation, molecular function: protein binding. Lineage: Eukaryota; Fungi; Ascomycota; Eurotiomycetes; Chaetothyriales; Herpotrichiellaceae. The record is from RefSeq and is a predicted model, not a curated record. The transcript has a single exon.